Molecule: messenger RNA, 2969 nt
Organism: Lotus japonicus
Lineage: Eukaryota; Viridiplantae; Streptophyta; Magnoliopsida; Fabales; Fabaceae
Product: protein DETOXIFICATION 45, chloroplastic
Exons: 14
Coding region: 161-1879 (572 amino acids)
Biological process (GO): transmembrane transport
Cellular component (GO): membrane; chloroplast
Molecular function (GO): antiporter activity; xenobiotic transmembrane transporter activity
Source: RefSeq, a predicted model, not a curated record
AAGAAAAAUUAGUAGCGAAGGUUUAAUUAAUUAUACUCUGUGGGCAGUGACGGGAUUACUAGUAGAAAUUUGUUAUCAUCGUCGUCGGAUGAAGUUUCUUUCUGUGUGCUUCUGCUUCUUACCACCCCACUCCGCCCCGCCCUAAUUCCCAAGCAACCAGAUGACGUCGACUAGUACUACCGCCACCGCUGAAUGUCCUUGUUUUAACCGCCAAACCCAUAACUUAUGCAACCACCGCCGCAAACCUUCUUCCCUCACUCUCCUUUAUGCCCUGCGCCACCGGGAGAGGGAUUCCCACCUUUCCACCACCCUUACCCUUCGCGCUAAACCCCUUUCCGUUCCUUGUUUUAGUUCUCCUCGCGUCGAUGGACCUUUACAUCAACAACACUCUCUGCUCACUGAUGAUUCUGACUCUGAUAAGGAUCACCCUACAGUCCCUACUCAUACUCACGAUCAAUUAGGAAUCAAUCCAAAUCAAGAAAAAAUUGAUGUCAAACGUGAGCUUUUGAUGCUGUCUUUGCCUGCACUUGCUGGACAAGCAAUUGACCCCUUGGCACAAUUGAUGGAAACUGCUUACAUUGGUCGGUUAGGUACACUGGAGUUGGCUUCUGCGGGUGUUUCCAUCACCAUCUUUAACAUUGUUUCAAAGUUAUUCAAUAUUCCCCUUUUAAGUGUUGCUACUUCUUUUGUUGCCGAGGACUUAGCAGCCAAUCUUUCUGCUUCAGAUCAUACUGCUUUACAAAAUGAUGGCAAUGGAAAACCUCUGGAAAGAAAGCAGCUAUCCUCUGUCUCUACUGCUUUGCUAUUAGCACUGGGGCUUGGCAUUUUUGAGUCCUUAGCUUUGUAUCUGGGAUCUGGAACGUUUCUUCAUAUCAUUGGUGUAUCAGCAGCGAAUCCAACACGUGUUCUUGCUCAAAAAUUUCUCUCAUUAAGAGCGGUUGGUGCUCCUGCAGUUGUGCUUUCUUUGGCUCUUCAGGGCAUAUUCCGUGGUUUUAAGGAUACAAAAACCCCUGUUUUAUGUCUAGGCAUUGGUAAUCUUUCAGCUGUCUUUUUAUUUCCCUUACUUAUGUAUUACUUUCAGUUGGGUGUAACUGGUGCAGCCAUUUCCACCGUUCUCUCCCAAUAUAUUGGUGCCUUGUUGAUGAUCUGGAAUCUGAAUAAUCGAGCUGUGUUACUUCCUCCAAAGUUGGGAAGCCUGCAAUUUGGCAGUUAUAUUAAGUCUGGUGGUUUUCUUCUUGGAAGAACACUUGCUGUUCUUACAACCAUGACAUUGGGAACAUCAAUGGCUGCUCGUCAUGGUCCAGUAGCUAUGGCUGCACAUCAGAUAUGUAUGCAAGUCUGGUUGGCAGUUUCCCUUCUUACAGAUGCAUUGGCUGCAUCUGGUCAGGCCCUUGUUGCAAGUUCUCUAUCUAGACAUGAAUACAAAGCUGUGAAGGAACUUACUAAUUUUGUAUUAAAGAUUGGACUGCUGACAGGUAUCUGCUUGACUGCAAUUCUGGGUGUAUCUUUUGGAUCUUUAGCUGGCGUUUUUACCCAGGAUCUUAAAGUCUUGCAGGUUGCCAGAACUGGAGUAUUGUUUGUCAGUGCUUCUCAACCAUUUAAUGCGCUGGCUUAUAUUUUUGAUGGUCUCCAUUUUGGUGUUUCUGAUUUCCGCUAUGCUGCUUUUUCCAUGAUGUUUGUGGGGGCAGUCUCCUCAGCAUUUUUGGUAUUUUCCCCUUCACGUUUUGGCCUUCACGGUGUAUGGUUGGGCUUGAGUCUCUUCAUGGCACUUCGUGUGGUAGCUGGUUCUGUUAGAUUACUAUCAAAGAAUGGCCCUUGGUGGUUUCUUCACAGGGAUUAUCAAAUUGCAGAGGUCAGUGUAUAUUUGUAUAAUUCCUAAACCGUGUGGGAUUUUUGAAUUACUAAAAUGUAGUGUACAUUAUUCCUGGCAUUUGUUUUUCUAUCAACUUGUGAGUAUCUUAUUGUUAUUCUUAUCUUUUUGUACUUGGCUUUACUUAUCUAUUUGCCCGCUGUCGAUCAUUACCCUGAAAAGGUUGAGGAGAAAACAUAAUUUAGAUUCUGAGGAAAAAUAACCGUUACCCUGUAGGAGUAGCAUUUGUUGAGGAGAUGAUAUAAACUUGGAUCGUUGGGUCAUGUCAUGUGAAUCAAAUGCAAGAUAGUUCAAUUAAAGGAGGUGAAGGAAGGAAGACCCUUGAAAACUUUUGGUGAAAACGUUAAUAAAGGGCUUGCUCUAGAUGGAGUUAUGGAAAUUUUGAUUUUUGAUAAAUUUCAACGACAUCAUCUAAUCUACGUAGAUAACUCCACCUAAUGAGAUAAGACUUGGCCUGAGUAUCAUCAUUGACCGUCAGUCAAUUCUCUGAUUUGGAAUUUUAAAGAUAAACUUUAGUUUGAUCGGAAAUGAUAUUGACUGUAAAUUUGAACAUAAUGUGGAUGUUGAUUAGCCUUGUGUCCUGUUUGACAAUGUCGCUAAAAAGAGCAAAGAUAUUAUUAUAUGGCAUAACAUGGCAGUGUUCCCAUUUAUGAAGAGGUAAUUUUUGCUUCUUGCUAGUGUACUAUACUCCCUUUAACAAGACACUGAGAGAAACAUUGCUAAUUUAUAAAUUCUCUCUGAUGAUUAUGAUUAACAUUAUGUGAUGAGCUUUUCAUAUUCUGCAUAUAAAUUCAUAUCUACCUCAGACAUUUGGUACCUUUUAUCUUUUAACUCAUGUUUGCAGAUGGUUUCGUAAGUCUUUAGAUGGAGAAUAUGGAUGAGACCGCGGAUGGAGCAUUUUGAGGAUGAUUCUUUGCAUCAGAUGCAAAACUUAGAUGUUAACUUAGAAUUUUUGUAGAAAAUAUCAAUUUGUAAGCCGUUGCAUUGAAAGCAAUAAAUUCUGUCCAUCCAUUAGUGUAAUCAUGGGACAAUUUCUAUUAAAGGACUUUUUCCCCUGUAAUUGUUACUCAAUGUAAAGGAAAAUAGUGCCAGUUUAAAU